CUCUUUGCACUUUGCACUUGGCAUUCCUCGAAACCUCGAAAAUAUGAGCAACUCGAACGUGUUCUCCGCGCUCUCCAAGUCGGCCGCCAAGAAGUCGGCGCCGCUCCCGUCGGCCGCGGCCCCGGUGCUGCCCAAGCAGAUGUUCUCGCUUCCCGCCGGCGAGGCCACGGCCUCGUGGGGCGAUGACGACGAGACGUCGCAGAUGACGAUCACGUCGCUCACGAUGCCGCCGACGCCCGCCGAGCUCGCCGACAUGGCCGCCGCCGCCGCCGCCGCGCAGAACGCCGAGGAAGACGACAGCGAAAGCGAGAGCGAGAGCGAAGACGAAGAGGAGACGCCGGUCGUCAAGAAGGUCGUUGUCGCCGCGCCUGUCAAGAAGGCCGAGCCCGUCGUCGUGCUCUCCAAGAAGGAGCAGAAGCAGAAGGAGCUCGAAGACCUCGACUCGGUGCUUGCGGAGCUCGGCCUUGCGCCCGCCGAGGCGCCCAAGGAGGUCGCCGCUGCGGACAAGAAGCCCAAGAAGAAGAAGGGCAAGAAGCCGGCUGGCACGGCUGCCCCGGCCCCGACGCCGGUGGUCGUCGAGGAAGAGGCCCCAGUCGUUGUCGUCGACAUCAAGGCCGUGCUCGCCAAGAAGGGCGGCAAGAAGAAGAAGGAGGAGUCGCUCGCUGUCAAGAAGGCGCGGGAAGAGGAAGCGAAGAAGAAGGCGGCGGCCAAGACCAAGAAGGACCGCUCGACGUUCAACGAGUUUUCGUAGAUUUGUAUGUCUAAAUUCUACUUACCUUACCCGUA
This is a messenger RNA of Saprolegnia diclina VS20, 786 nucleotides long. RefSeq lists its product as hypothetical. NCBI's taxonomy places the organism in Eukaryota, Oomycota, Saprolegniomycetes, Saprolegniales, Saprolegniaceae. Bases 44 to 751 code for a protein of 235 amino acids. The transcript has a single exon. The record is from RefSeq and is a predicted model, not a curated record.